This is a messenger RNA of Ruditapes philippinarum (Manila clam), 1482 nucleotides long. RefSeq names its product fibrinogen-like protein 1. NCBI's taxonomy places the organism in Eukaryota, Metazoa, Mollusca, Bivalvia, Venerida, Veneridae. The transcript has a single exon. The coding region runs from base 216 to 1466 and encodes 416 amino acids. The record is from RefSeq and is a predicted model, not a curated record.
ACUUUAAAGAAAUGUAUAAAUAACACACAUUCUUUCGAGAGAAAACCUAUCAUCAUAAACUUACGCGAAUUAGUGUACGAACGGGAUAAAAUUUAGUUUUUAAGUAUAAAGGAUUCGGAUUGUUUCAAGUUGUUUUAAAAUUAUUCUUAACUGAUAAAGGAAAAUAUUUGGUACUAGAUUCAAGAUAGGUCUAUAACAAAUAGUUACAUUUGAAUAUGCUGUUGUUUGGUAAAGUAUCAGUCCUUCUUUUCGGUGUAAAUGUAUUUGGUAUGACGAGUUCAACAAAGGAAUUUGAUCGCCUAAAGUUAAGGGUCAAACAUUUAGAAAAUAGACUUAAUACCGAAUUUUCGUUUAGAGACGAAGAUAUUGCUGAAAUUACAGGACGGCUAGAUGACAUAGAUAAAGUGCUAAAUGCUACAGCUGGAAAAGAACAGCCCAUUCCUACAGCAUCAAAAGCUGGUGACAUUGAUUUUAAAACUGUGGAUAUAUUGAAAGAGGAUUUAGCUAGACUAAGGGCAGCCUUCACUGCGGAAAAAACUGAGACUAUAAGGUUUCGACGGGAAAUUCCAGAGAUUGAAAACAAUUUGACAUCCCUCAACAAAGAUGUUAAAGAUUAUUGCAAAGUUGCCGUUAAUUACACUGAUCAAUUAAUAACCAGUUUUGAAACUGUCAAACAGUCGGCUGAAGAAAACAUAUUUACAUCCGCAAAUGACCAAAAAGUGUUACAAAAAAUAUCUGAACAGGUGCAACUAAACACCGACAAUGAUAAGAAAAUGUCUAAACAAAUUGAAAACAUUGAAACUCUUGUAACUAACUUAUAUUCUCAAAUAGGUUACUUAUUUCGGGGCCCCUCCUGUCGUUCUCUUAGAGCAAUUGAUAAAUUACAAAAUGGAAUAUACAAAUUGCGGCAAGAAGUUGAAGUUUACUGUGACCAAACUACAGACGGCGGGGGCUGGAUAGUAUUUCAAAGAAGACUGAAUGGAGAAACAGAUUUUUAUCGUACCUGGGCUGAAUAUAGAAACGGCUUUGGUGAUCUAGAUGGUGAGUUCUGGCUUGGUAAUAAAUAUUUGAGUCUACUGACAUCAGAUAGCGUAUACGAACUUCGAAUAGAGAUUGAAGAUUUUGAGGAAAACAGUGCCUAUGCUAAGUAUAGUAAGUUCAAGAUAUACCCGGAAGAAGAUAAUUACAAACUGGAGGUGAGUGGAUACAGUGGAACUGCUGGAGAUUCUCUUGCCUUUCAUAAUGGAAUGAUGUUCUCAACUUAUGACAGAGACCAUGAUACAUAUUCUUCGGGCAAUUGUGCAAAAGCUCGUCAUGGUGCGUGGUGGUAUAACUAUUGCCAAUUUUCCAAUCUAAAUGGACGGUAUUAUAACCUGCGUGGUAAAUUAAAUAAUACUGGAAUUACCUGGUAUUAUUGGAAGAAUACUUACUACAGUUUGAAAAAAGUAGAAAUGAAAUUCCGUUAACAUGAUAAACUUAGAU